AUGAUGCUUGGCGUUGUACGUCGGCUGGUCUCCCAGGCCUUCCGGCAGUGCCUGCGACCACGUCCCCAGGCUAUCCAGCGCCGCUCCGUCUCGCAGGCGGUAAACCAGAUGUUGCAGCUCCAGCAGAUGGAUAUGUGUGCGGAUCCUCCAUCGCGCGGGCUUGUGGUCAGCGUGUUCGCCGACGAAACGGACCGCAAUGAUGCUGGCGUCCUCACCGCGACCGGUUGGCGGUACAAUGUCCAGAAGACUGCAGGCCGAUUGUUAGAGGUCCUCCGCAUGUCCGGACCCAUGCCCAAGCGGGGAGAGGCUCGCCUUUUCUUUGCGAUCGAACCAGAGCGCAUCCCCUAUUACUCUGUGGUGGCUGUGGUCGGCCUCGGCAAGGAGUGCCUCGGCUACAAUCCCUACGAAGUGCUCGACGAACAGAAGGAGGCGAUCCGUCGCUCCGUGGCCGCCGCCUGCCGCAUCCUGGCCGAGCUGGACACCGACAGAAUCGAAGUUGAAAACUGCGGCCACGCCGAGUCCACCGCCGAGGGGGCCGCAUUGGGGAUCUGGCUCUACCAGGAGCUGCGCAACCCAAAGAACAGGAUUCCAGUGCCGUCGCUGGACUUAUACGCAAGAAAAGACGAGGUCUGCGGUCUCGAAGGAUGGCGCAUUGGUCUGCAGAUGGCAGCCACCUAG
This is a messenger RNA of Drosophila pseudoobscura, 678 nucleotides long. RefSeq names its product cytosol aminopeptidase-like. The record is from RefSeq and is a predicted model, not a curated record. The transcript has a single exon. Lineage: Eukaryota; Metazoa; Arthropoda; Insecta; Diptera; Drosophilidae. Bases 1 to 678 code for a protein of 225 amino acids. Gene Ontology annotation, biological process: proteolysis. Gene Ontology annotation, molecular function: metalloaminopeptidase activity.